CAGCCCUCCAGUAGUCAGACUUGUACCCAGUGAAGAGCCUGACUGCUUUCUGACUGGGACAGCCUGAGAUGUACCACUUCUUCACUGAGGAAUUUGUUUCCUAGAACUCUUGUUACCAGCACUAAAAGAGCAAAUGACUCCUCUAGGCUUGGAGGGGAAGUGAGGUCCAGAGAGGAGACAUGGAUCACCUCAUGUUCUCCACUAGGUCCUAGGCCACCUGAGUUCCCCUUGCUUUCCACCAGAGGUCACCCCUGUGUGACUUGGCCACUUGCUCUCUGCUGAGUCUUGGACUGUAUCCUAGGUUUGCAGUUGUGAUUUAUUUUUGGCACAUCAGCCUUCCGUCACGAAGCAGCAAACCCCAAAAGAAGAGCAGCAAGUCAUCUUACUCUGGCCACAGGACGGCUUCAGCUCUCUGCUAUCCCUUCUGCCCUGGGGCUCUGAGACCUUUGGGAUUCUUGUCACAGCCAUUUAAAGCCCUUGGAGGACUCAACAAGACCUUAAAUCACACCAGAGGCACUGAGCAUGACCCGGGACGAGGUGCUGCCUGGCUCUCAUUCCACACAGGGCUUCUAUGAGAACUAUGAGCCCAAGGAGAUCUUAGGCAGAGGAGUUAGCAGCGUGGUCCGGCGUUGCAUCCAUAAGCCCACCUGUCAGGAGUACGCGGUAAAGAUCAUCGAUGUCACAGGCGGAGGCAGCUUCAGCUCACAGGAGGUGCAGGAGCUGCGGGAAGCCACCCUGAAGGAGGUGGACAUCCUACGAAAAGUCUCUGGACACCCCAACAUCAUACAGCUGAAGGACACUUACGAGACCAACACUUUCUUCUUCUUGGUGUUUGACCUGAUGAAGAAAGGGGAGCUUUUUGACUACCUCACUGAGAAAGUCACCUUGAGUGAGCGGGAAACCAGAAAAAUCAUGAGAGCCCUGCUGGAGGUGAUCUGUACCUUACACAAACUUAACAUCGUGCACCGGGAUCUCAAGCCUGAGAACAUCCUUCUGGAUGAUGACAUGAACAUCAAGCUCACAGAUUUCGGCUUUUCCUGCCAGUUGGCACCAGGAGAGAAGCUACGAGAGGUCUGCGGAACCCCCAGUUACCUGGCCCCUGAAAUCAUCGAGUGCUCCAUGAAUGAUGACCACCCGGGCUAUGGGAAGGAGGUGGACUUGUGGAGCACAGGUGUCAUCAUGUACACCCUGCUGGCUGGCUCCCCACCCUUUUGGCACCGAAAGCAGAUGCUGAUGCUGAGGCUGAUCAUGAGUGGCAACUACCAGUUUGGCUCACCAGAAUGGGAUGACUACUCGGACACGGUGAAGGACCUGGUUUCUCGCUUCUUGGUGGUGCAACCCCAGAACCGCUGCACAGCAGAAGAGGCCCUUGCGCACCCCUUCUUCCAGCAGUAUGUGGUGGAGGAAGUGCGCCAUUUCAGCCCCAGAGGCAAAUUCAAGGUGAUCUGUCUGACCGUGCUGGCCUCUGUGAGGAUCUACUAUCAGUACCGCCGUGUGAAGCCGGUGACCAGGGAGAUGGUCAUCCGAGACCCCUAUGCCCUGCGACCACUGCGCCGCCUCAUUGAUGCCUACGCCUUCCGCAUCUAUGGCCACUGGGUGAAGAAAGGGCAGCAGCAGAACCGGGCCGCCCUCUUCGAGAACACGCCAAAGGCGGUGCUGCUGUCCCUGGCAGAGGAGGAGGACUACUGAGGGAAGGGGAAAUAGGCCAGCCACCUGUGGGCCAGGCUGCAACAGCUCCAGGGUUCCGCAGGAGGCACCAAGGGAGAAGUAGAGCUAGGGUGGGGCAGGGAGACAGAGGUCUAGAACCGCAGCUCCAGCUCCCCUUGCCUGGCUGGGCCUCUAGGGCUCACUCUGGGGGCCCCUCCUUUGGGGCUCCAGGUUGAGGGUCAUUUAAGCACACCUCUGUAGAGCAGGCUGUUCCCUGAGGUGCUUUUGGAGACACCAGCCCUGCAUAAUGAACAAAGAGGAGCCAGACAUUUGUCUCUGCAGUGUUGUUACUGGGUGACUCCUACAGCUUUCUCGAGCAUUACAGACACUGGGCUUAAAGGGCCCAGACCACUACACGCUGAGAGCGAGGACAAAGGCACAGCACAGUGUGAAUGUGGAAAGGAAAGAAGUAUUUUCCUCCCACAGAAACUUGCUGGGAGAAGAGACGACAGCUUGGAGGACACAGUUGGCUUCAGAAUCAGACGAGAAAAGGGGAGGGGACAGAUUUAUUUAACAAAUGGCCUUUCAAAGC
Messenger RNA from Perognathus longimembris pacificus (Pacific pocket mouse), 2239 nucleotides. It is a transcript of the gene Phkg1, whose product is annotated as phosphorylase kinase catalytic subunit gamma 1. The transcript has 10 exons. The record is from RefSeq and is a predicted model, not a curated record. Gene Ontology annotation, biological process: protein phosphorylation; glycogen biosynthetic process. Gene Ontology annotation, molecular function: phosphorylase kinase activity; calmodulin binding; ATP binding. Gene Ontology annotation, cellular component: phosphorylase kinase complex. Lineage: Eukaryota; Metazoa; Chordata; Mammalia; Rodentia; Heteromyidae. The coding region runs from base 523 to 1689 and encodes 388 amino acids.